Messenger RNA from Pristis pectinata (smalltooth sawfish), 963 nucleotides. It is a transcript of the gene cntd1, whose product is annotated as cyclin N-terminal domain containing 1. Lineage: Eukaryota; Metazoa; Chordata; Chondrichthyes; Rhinopristiformes; Pristidae. The transcript has 7 exons. The record is from RefSeq and is a predicted model, not a curated record. Gene Ontology annotation, cellular component: site of double-strand break. Gene Ontology annotation, biological process: reciprocal meiotic recombination. The coding region runs from base 16 to 963 and encodes 315 amino acids.
AAGAGCUGAAGGAGAAUGACGAAGGUGGUAGUUGUGAAGGCGGAGGAGAGUCGGGCCUGCUCCCAGCAGUCGCCCGAGCUGGCGUUCAUCGCCGCUUCCCCGGAGAUGCUGGAAGAGUUUCUGGUCGAUGUGGCGAAAGAGAAUGAAAAUAACCUGUUGAAACUCUCCCAGCAUGCGGGAAGUUUCAAAAAGUUACGAUUGAUAGAAUUUGUUUUCCUUCUCUGUGAUCGACUGGGCCUUCAUCAGGUAACCAGAUACCAAGCAGUGGAAAUUCUGGACAGGUUUAUGAUUCAAUACAUUGAUAAACUGUAUUCAUCUACAUGCCCGGGUUCUGACAAAGACACAGAAAAAUUUGACUGGACACUAAUGCAGAUUACAAUCCAAGAACAUUUUGUGCUACGAAUCAUGUCUUGUGUUCAAAUAGCAAGCAAGAUCUCAUUCCAUUACCAGAUUGUUAAUAAUAGUAUGGCCCUUAAAUUUCUUCAGUCUCUUGGUUACUCAUACAAAAGGGAAGAUCUUCUGGAUUCAGAGCUCCUUGUCCUCAAAACUCUGAGUUUUCGAGUCAAUGUUCCCUCCCCUUUCACUCACACUGAACUACUAUUAGAAGUCAUGGGGUAUAAUGAUCCAUCAGUUCCAGUUAAGCAUCUGCACAGUAUUUCUCUGAAGGUGCUAACAUUUGUUUACCUAAUGAGGAACACUAUCUAUGAAAACUUAUUAAAAAUUGCUAUUGAAAAUUCUACACCCACUGAACUCCAGAGAGCAAAAUUUUUGUCCGUAAAGGAAGACUGCAUGCUUCUAGCUGUUGGGGUUAUUGGAACAAGUGCAUUUAUACUGAACUAUACACCGUGGUGCAAGGUUGUGCAGCAACUUGCCUCAAUUAGUGGUGUAACAGAAGAAAGUAUCUCGGAGUUUUCUCAAGUAAUAUUAAAACACAUUUUUCCAGGAGCAAACAAUUUGAAAUAA